Messenger RNA from Glycine soja, 1497 nucleotides. RefSeq names its product ethylene-responsive transcription factor 3. Gene Ontology annotation, molecular function: DNA binding; DNA-binding transcription factor activity. The transcript has a single exon. NCBI's taxonomy places the organism in Eukaryota, Viridiplantae, Streptophyta, Magnoliopsida, Fabales, Fabaceae. The record is from RefSeq and is a predicted model, not a curated record. Gene Ontology annotation, biological process: regulation of DNA-templated transcription. The coding region runs from base 300 to 971 and encodes 223 amino acids.
ACCCAUUUUUUGUAUUAUUUAUUAAUAAUUUAUUUUUGUGUGUGUAGUUGAAGGAGCAGAAGAAGAAGAAGAGAAGGUGGUACCGCCUUCAAUUCUCUCUCUCCAUUUCUCAUCCUCAUCAUCUUAUUAUACCUCUUCCAUCUCCAUAACAUCCACUUGUGAAAAAAACCCAUUAAUAUAUAUCACACACACAUGUAUCUCUGAGCUCCAAUCCAAUCCAAGACCACACCUUGUCGCGUCGGACGAACCUUGGUGUCUGUCUUUUUUUUUUUUUUUGUUUCAUUAGUUUCUCCGAAGAGAUGCGGAAGGGCAGAGGAGGAGGAGCCUCGGCGGCGGCGGCGGCGGCGGCGGUGAACGGAUCCGUUUUAAAGGAGCCUCGGUACCGGGGCGUGCGGAAGAGACCGUGGGGGAGAUUCGCGGCGGAGAUCAGAGACCCGUUGAAGAAAGCCAGGGUUUGGUUGGGAACCUUCGAUUCUGCCGAGGAUGCUGCACGUGCCUACGACACCGCCGCUCGGAAUCUCCGAGGUUCCAAGGCCAAAACCAAUUUCCCUCUCUCACCUUUUUGCUAUCAACACCCCACCACGGAUCCUUUCUUCUACGCUGGUUUCCACGACCACCAAAACAACAGCAACAACAACAACGACAACCUUAACAACCCUCAAAGACCAACUUCAAGUGGCAUGAGUAGCACCGUUGAGUCCUUCAGUGGGCCCCGCCCUCCCACCACAACCACAACCACCACGACGCCGUUUUUGACCACUACGCGGAGAUACCCGCGCACUCCCCCUCUUGUCCCCGAAGACUGCCACAGUGACUGCGACUCUUCCUCCUCCGUCGUUGACGACAGCGACGACAACAUCGUUUCCUCGUCGUUUCGACCUCCCUUGCCGUUCGAUCUCAACGCGCUGCCGUUUGAUGAUGAUGCUGCCGUCGUGGAUGAUGAUCUACGCUGCACCGCGCUUUGUCUCUGAUGAUUAUCGUGCGAUGAUGAUUUUUAAUUUCUCAUUUUUUUUAUCUCUUCAACUUGAUUUUUUGUUAUUGCUAUGAGGGAAAAAAUAUAUUAAAAAAAUGAUCAGAUGUAAGAUUAUGGUAAUAUGAUCUUAAUUCUGUCAGAGGCAGAUUCCGUGUUGGGUAUAUUUUCUUCUUUUUACUAUUUAUUUUUUAAAACAUUUUAUUUGGAAGGAAAUAUUGAAUGGGAAGAGAAAAAGAGAAAGAAAUUAUGAUCUGUUCGUUUGAAAAACCAAAUGAAUUUGCGGGUAAUCCAAUGUGGGUAUAUAUGUAAUCUCCCACGGGUCCUCUUCUCUUUGUUUCUAUGUAUCAAUUUAUCAUAGUUAAGAAUUUCAGUGUUGCUCUAACACUUAGAUUUAGUUAUUUCUCUUUACUAUUUUUUCUUUACACUUGGAAAAUCAAUUCGUUAUUUUUGGUUUGGUUCUUUUUGCCUUCAUUAGUUGAAAUUUCCAAUGUUUGAAUGUAACGCCAAAUUGAAUUUGAUUGAUU